Mus caroli (Ryukyu mouse) is the source of this 10137-nucleotide messenger RNA. The record is from RefSeq and is a predicted model, not a curated record. NCBI's taxonomy places the organism in Eukaryota, Metazoa, Chordata, Mammalia, Rodentia, Muridae.
GCUUUAAAACAUAAAUACAUAAUUUAUGUGUUGUGGCUCACUGAUUAAGGGAAUAAUUGGCCAUAUGGACAAUAAUAAAAUAUAGACAGAUUUGAAAUGUUCUGGUCCAUGCUCAUUCAAGUUCAGGUUUUAGAAAUAAAGUUCGAAUUAUCUGAAACUAGAAUUCUAGGUUUCUUUGCUCACCUCCUUGUCAUCCAUAGGUGGAGUUGUGAGGUUGGAUUUUAAGAUAAACACACCUCCAGACCACCAGCAUUUUCGUAAAUAGACUUGCAAAAGGCCAAGAGAUUUCUAGAGUGUUUGCAUCUCCAUGGCGAUGUGCAUAAACAAAUACAAAAAAACGAGUCCCUGGAUGUGUGAUUAACAGAGCCUGGGCAGCCCCUCUCUGAUAUUUCAAAAGUUUCCUUGUGACAUUCAUGAGGGUUCUUCAAGGGGAGGGGAGGAUAGGAGAGUGCCUAAAGGACUUUGGUGCAGGAAAAAGGCACUGAGAACUUGCCCUCUUUCUUUAAUAUUGUGAAGAAAAAAAUGAGGUACUUAUUUUAUACCUAAUAAAUAUUUCGGAUCCAUUUACGCAUAAUUAGUGCAGUUACCUCGCUUUUGUAAACUCACAAGGUGAAGGAAUGGGAAGGGAAACUGCAUUCUAGGUGCUGAGCCUGUCGCUAGCACAUCGCUGGAAAACCCCUCUGUCCUCACAACAGAUUAACUACCCUCUGUGCAUACUAUAUUUUUGUUCAGCUUUUCCUAUUCUGAGUCUGGACUGAAGCAGUCGUUAUCUGCUGGCGGUGCCUGGGUGAUUUUCAAGCCGAGCACUACCCACCCAAGUAGCUGUGAUACCAGCUUUCACUGAAGCCUUAUUACUCUUAAAAGAGCAAUUUGGUUGGCUGCACGGCUAUUAGGAUCACACAGGCAGCCUGAAAGCUGUCAGUACAACUGCUUCUCAUCUUUUUUUUUCACACGGUCCUGACAUCUCUUCUCUUUUUCUGCUGGACACACAUUCCUGUUUUUAUCAUUUUCAAUCAAGUGCACGCAGGACGCUGAGGAAUAUUCCCACUGAAAGCAAAGUGGAGAGCAGGAAUGAUUUUACAGCUCUUAAAGUGGAAACAGUGCUGACUGCGGGCUGAGGGGAAGGAGCUGGAGCCGUGAGAAAUGUAGCUUGGCUCAGGGCUACAUCAGGGAGCUGCUCCUUCAGCUGCUAAAGAUGGCAAAACACCACCUACCUCUGGCUUCUCAAUGAUCAAUGCUACCUUCAGAACCGGGAGGGAAGAGGAUGUGAGAAAUUUUAUAAAAUUCACUUGUGGAAAUGUUAUCAUCCGAGAAAGUGGACAAAAUUACUAGACUCGAACUUCUCUUCGUUUUGAUGUUAUUCUUCUCUGGACCAACUCUAGGCAAGCUGACCAGGACCCCCUGGAAGGGCAAACCUUGGAAGGGGGGAUCUCGUCUUCGUCAAGAAGACUUUCCCCCCAGGAUCGUAGAACACCCUUCUGACGUCAUCGUCUCCAAGGGAGAGCCCACCACUCUGAACUGUAAAGCAGAGGGCCGACCCACUCCCACCAUUGAAUGGUACAAGGAUGGUGAGAGGGUGGAGACAGACAAGGAUGAUCCCAGGUCCCACAGAAUGCUUCUGCCCAGCGGAUCUUUAUUCUUUUUGCGAAUUGUUCAUGGGCGCAGAAGUAAACCGGAUGAAGGGAGUUACGUUUGUGUUGCAAGGAACUAUCUUGGUGAAGCAGUGAGUCGAAAUGCAUCUCUGGAAGUGGCAUUAUUGCGAGAUGACUUCCGGCAAAACCCCACAGAUGUGGUAGUCGCAGCUGGAGAGCCUGCAAUCUUGGAGUGCCAGCCACCACGGGGACACCCAGAACCAACCAUCUACUGGAAAAAGGACAAAGUCCGAAUUGAUGACAAGGAAGAGAGAAUAAGUAUCCGUGGUGGGAAGCUGAUGAUCUCUAAUACAAGGAAAAGCGAUGCUGGCAUGUACACCUGUGUGGGAACCAAUAUGGUGGGAGAAAGGGACAGCGACCCUGCAGAGCUCACUGUCUUCGAACGACCCACAUUUCUCAGGAGGCCAAUUAACCAGGUGGUGCUAGAGGAAGAGGCUGUAGAAUUCCGUUGUCAGGUCCAAGGGGAUCCCCAGCCAACGGUGAGGUGGAAAAAAGAUGAUGCAGACUUGCCAAGAGGAAGGUAUGAUAUCAAAGAUGACUACACGCUGAGAAUUAAAAAGGCCAUGAGUACUGAUGAAGGUACCUAUGUGUGUAUUGCUGAGAAUCGGGUGGGAAAAGUGGAAGCCUCUGCUACCCUCACUGUCCGAGUUCGCCCUGUUGCUCCUCCACAGUUUGUGGUUAGGCCAAGAGAUCAGAUCGUUGCUCAAGGCCGGACAGUGACAUUCCCCUGUGAAACUAAAGGAAACCCACAGCCAGCUGUAUUUUGGCAGAAAGAAGGCAGCCAGAACCUACUUUUCCCGAAUCAACCUCAGCAGCCUAACAGCCGAUGUUCAGUGUCGCCCACGGGGGACCUCACCAUCACCAACAUCCAGCGUUCAGAUGCGGGUUACUACAUCUGCCAGGCCCUAACCGUGGCAGGAAGCAUUUUAGCUAAAGCACAGCUGGAAGUUACUGACGUUUUGACAGAUAGACCUCCACCCAUAAUCUUGCAAGGACCAAUAAACCAAACACUUGCAGUAGACGGUACAGCAUUGCUGAAAUGUAAAGCCACUGGUGAGCCUCUACCUGUAAUUAGCUGGCUAAAGGAGGGCUUUACUUUUCUGGGGAGAGAUCCAAGAGCCACGAUCCAAGACCAAGGAACACUGCAGAUUAAGAAUUUACGGAUAUCUGAUACUGGCACUUAUACUUGUGUGGCUACAAGUUCCAGUGGGGAGACUUCCUGGAGUGCAGUGCUGGAUGUAACAGAAUCUGGAGCAACAAUCAGUAAAAAUUAUGAUAUAAAUGACCUCCCGGGGCCACCAUCCAAACCUCAGGUCACUGAUGUUUCUAAGAACAGUGUCACCUUAUCCUGGCAGCCAGGUACACCUGGAGUUCUUCCUGCAAGUGCAUAUAUCAUUGAGGCUUUCAGCCAAUCGGUGAGCAAUAGCUGGCAGACAGUGGCAAACCAUGUUAAGACAACUCUCUAUACAGUAAGGGGGCUGAGGCCAAACACAAUCUACUUGUUUAUGGUCAGAGCGAUCAACCCGCAAGGUCUCAGUGAUCCAAGCCCUAUGUCGGAUCCUGUACGCACGCAAGAUAUCAGCCCCCCAGCACAAGGAGUGGACCACAGACAGGUGCAGAAGGAGUUAGGUGAUGUUGUUGUUCGUCUCCAUAAUCCAGUUGUCCUGACACCUACAACUGUUCAAGUCACAUGGACGGUGGACCGACAACCCCAGUUUAUUCAGGGCUACAGAGUGAUGUACCGUCAGACUUCGGGACUCCAAGCCUCAACUGUGUGGCAGAAUCUAGACGCCAAAGUCCCGACUGAGAGGAGUGCUGUCCUUGUGAAUUUGAAAAAGGGGGUGACUUACGAAAUUAAAGUCCGGCCGUAUUUUAAUGAGUUCCAAGGAAUGGACAGUGAAUCGAAAACAGUCCGAACCACUGAGGAAGCCCCAAGUGCCCCUCCCCAGUCUGUCACUGUGCUGACAGUUGGAAGUCACAACAGCACAAGCAUUAGUGUUUCCUGGGAUCCUCCACCAGCUGACCACCAGAAUGGAAUUAUUCAGGAAUAUAAGAUCUGGUGUCUGGGAAAUGAAACGCGAUUCCAUAUCAAUAAAACUGUGGAUGCAGCCAUUCGCUCUGUAGUAAUAGGUGGCUUGUUCCCUGGAAUUCAGUACCGGGUAGAAGUGGCAGCUAGCACAAGUGCAGGGGUUGGAGUAAAAAGUGAACCACAGCCGAUAAUAAUUGGGGGACGUAACGAAGUUGUCAUUACUGAAAACAAUAACAGCAUCACUGAGCAAAUCACGGAUGUCGUGAAGCAACCGGCAUUUAUAGCUGGCAUUGGUGGUGCCUGCUGGGUAAUUCUGAUGGGUUUUAGCAUCUGGUUGUACUGGAGAAGAAAGAAGAGAAAGGGACUCAGCAAUUAUGCUGUAACAUUUCAAAGAGGAGAUGGAGGACUAAUGAGCAAUGGGAGCCGUCCAGGUCUUCUAAAUGCUGGCGAUCCCAAUUACCCAUGGCUUGCUGAUUCUUGGCCAGCCACGAGUUUGCCAGUGAACAAUAGCAAUAGUGGCCCAAAUGAAAUUGGAAAUUUUGGGCGUGGAGAUGUGCUGCCUCCGGUGCCAGGCCAAGGGGAUAAAACAGCGACCAUGCUCUCCGAUGGAGCCAUUUAUAGCAGCAUUGACUUCACUACCAAAACCACUUACAACAGUUCCAGCCAAAUAACACAGGCCACCCCAUAUGCCACUACGCAAAUCCUGCAUUCAAACAGCAUCCACGAACUGGCAGUUGAUCUUCCUGAUCCACAGUGGAAAAGCUCAGUUCAACAGAAGACAGACCUCAUGGGAUUUGGUUAUUCCCUACCUGAUCAGAACAAGGGGAACAACGCCUUACUUUACAUCCCUGACUACCGAUUGGCUGAGGGAUUGUCUAAUAGAAUGCCACACAACCAGUCACAGGAUUUCAGCACCACCAGCUCUCACAACAGCUCAGAAAGGAGUGGCAGUCUCUCAGGUGGGAAAGGUGGAAAAAAGAAGAAAACUAAAAAUUCUUCGAAAGCGCAGAAAAACAACGGAUCCACUUGGGCUAAUGUCCCUCUACCUCCUCCUCCCGUCCAGCCCCUUCCUGGUACAGAGCUGGGCCACUAUGCUGCGGAACAAGAAAAUGGCUAUGACAGUGACAGCUGGUGCCCACCAUUACCGGUGCAAACAUACUUGCAUCAGGGUAUGGAAGAUGAGCUGGAAGAAGACGAAGAUCGGGUCCCAACACCUCCUGUUCGCGGCGUGGCCUCUUCACCAGCUAUCUCUUUUGGACAGCAGUCCACUGCCACUCUUACUCCAUCCCCACGUGAAGAGAUGCAACCCAUGCUGCAAGCUCACUUGGAUGAGUUGACAAGGGCCUAUCAGUUUGAUAUAGCAAAACAAACAUGGCACAUUCAAAGCAAUACUCCACCUCCACAACCCCCAGUUCCGCCAUUAGGUUACGUGUCCGGAGCCUUGAUUUCUGAUUUGGAGACAGAUGUUCCAGAUGAGGAUGCUGAUGACGAAGAGGAACCAUUAGAAAUUCCCAGGCCCCUCAGAGCACUAGACCAGACACCUGGAUCCAGUAUGGACAAUCUAGACAGCUCUGUCACAGGUUCAAUGGUAAAUGGAUGGGGCUCUGCAUCUGAUGAGGAUCGUAACUUUUCUAGUCAUAGAUCUAGUGUAGGUAGCUCCUCAGAUGGCUCCAUCUUUGCCAGCGGCAGCUUUGCAAAAGCAUUGGUGGCAGCAGCAGACAAAGCUGGCUUUAGGCUGGAUGGAACCAGUCUUACGAGAACAGGAAAAGCCUUUACCUCCUCUCAAAGGCAGCGGCCCACCAGCCCGUUUUCUACAGACAGUAACACCAGUGCUGCCCAGAAUCAAAGCCAGAGGCCUCGGCCCACGAAAAAACAUAAGGGAGGGCGGAUGGACCCACAGCCAGCGUUACCUCAUCGGAGGGAAGGGAUGCCAGAUGAUCUUCCCCCACCACCAGAUCCCCCACCAGGUCAGGGUUUAAGGCAGCAGAUAGGCCUGAGCCAACACUCUGGUAACGUGGAAAACUCAACAGAGAGAAAAGGAAGCUCUCUAGAGAGACAACAAGCAGCCAACUUAGAAGACACAAAGAGCUCAUUGGAUUGUCCAGCUAAAACUGUUCUAGAGUGGCAGCGUCAAACCCAGGACUGGAUAAACUCUACAGAACGCCAAGAAGAAACUCGGAAAGCCCCACACAAACAAGGGGUUGGAUCAGAGGAGUCCCUGGUGCCCUACAGCAAGCCCAGCUUCCCUUCUCCUGGGGGGCACAGCUCAUCAGGAACAUCCUCCUCUAAAGGGUCCACUGGCCCUCGGAAGGCCGACGUGCUGAGGGGCAGCCACCAGAGGAAUGCCAAUGACCUUCUCGACAUUGGAUAUGUGGGCUCAAAUAGUCAAGGACAGUUUACAGGUGAAUUGUAGUAACUGAGAGGGGACAUACAAAGAUGCUCUGAGGACCAUCAGGUCCAAACUCAUGGAAGUGAUAACAUUUAACAGUGCAAUGAACAAUUUCUUUAUUUAUGUACUAUUAAAAAAAAACUGUAAAUGCAAUGUAAAGACACACAGCCACACAUAUUCCACAGUUAUUUUCUUGUGUUCUUCUCUUACUUACACCACCCACCUUAACUCUUUCUUGUCAGGAGUAUAAAAAACAAAGAAAGAAAGCAAAACUCACCCUCCAGGAAGAAAAGGAUUUUCCUCUGUAUAUAAUUUCUUUUGCGCAUUGCUAUGCAAGCUCACUCUUUUUAACUCUGUUCAUAUCAUUGUCUGUUCUGAUUGGUCUGUUGUACUAUAUGUGAAUUAAUGGGCUGUGGUGCCAGAUAUUAACUUUUAAUUGUGUAACUUUUUAUGUUUAAAUUUUGCACUGCGAUUUUAUUUGGUGAUAAGCACAAAUCUCUACUCCUCAUGACAUGAAGAAAAGCUUGAAUGUGAAGGGAGUUUUCUGUACUGUAAGUUAGGUUGGAUGAUGCUGGUGUAACCAAUCCAGUUAGAUGGUUUUCAGUUGGGGGUGUAGAAAUAGGAAGAUCGAAGGGAUGAUGGUGUUGGCAACGUCUUCUUGAAACAACAGAUAUCGAGUCAAUUUUAAGAAGCAGAAAGAUGGAUACUAUUGACUAAAGCAGGGGUCAAAAGAAGGGGGUUUAAGUCUAGACAGAGUAUGUAAUAAAGUAUGGUGGUAGCAAAGAUGUACUAACUUGCUUUAAAAAUAUUAUUAAAGUUUUAUUUAGAAUGAACUUUACCUGCCAUUGUAAUUAGCCCAUCUUAGAAUUACAAUGAGCAAAAUAAAAAUCAAGGUGUUUCAAGAGAUCUGUAUUUAUAUUACAGCUUUUUAAAAACAGCAGUUUUGAAUAACCAUAGUUAAUCUCUCCAACUCAUUAAGUCAGACUAUAACAUGGAGUUCCCCAAGGAAACAAACAAACAAACAACAAAUGAACUCCAGAAACUCUAGCAAAUAGUUAAAGAAGCAACUUAUUCUUCGAGCAUACUCGCCUACUCUUGAAUAUGAGCUCAAUUGCAAUAUCUUGUUCAUCUUUCUAAUACAUGUACAGUACAUAUUAGAGGAUGUAGGCACAUCACUUCAGUUCAUUUCUUUUUUAAAAAAAAAAUAAGCAAACUAAUGCAUUCUGCAUACAAUUUUGUGUUUCUUUUGGUUAAAAUGUGAAAUCGAUGCCACCAGAUGUAUAGCCACAUUAUAAGUGCUUAAAGGCAGUGCUCACAGUAUGUUCCAUUUCCAGUUAGGAGAUUUAUUGGACUCAAUAUUUUCUGGUACAUUCUCAGAAAUUGGCUACCAACUCAAAUCUGUUUGACCCAUUUUUGAAUGAGUAAAUCGGAAAGAACAGUCAAAAGGGAGGAAAAAAAUGCAUGUUUAUACACUUUUUAAAUAAAACCAAAUCUUGUAAGUGGACAUUAAUAACAGUGUCCUGCCUCAUUUGUUUUCACGACUCUAAGAACGAGGACUUCCUCAACAUCAAUUAUGUAUGCUCAAGAUAAAUGUGACUUUGAAAUGUUUGUUAGCUUCUGUACAUGUAUGUAAGUCAAGUAGAUGAUAGCCUCCCUGAAACUACCACUUAUAACAUUUUCCCAUGUGCUACUUACACAAGCUUAAAUUCUAGUUCAGCAAAUGUUUUUCAUUAUUUUUUCUUAUGGUUUAUUCAAUAGAGGGUACCUAGAAACAUAUUCAGUGUGAUGGUCAACAUAUUGAGUGCUCAAGUAGGGGAUAUUUACAUUGGCAAUACAUACUGUGCAUUAUUGGUUCAGAUGCCAACUCAUGAGACAUUAUCAUAAGAAAUGGAUAAUAUAAGAACAUGGCUCUAAGGGUCCUUCUCCACAGGCAAGCCUAGAAUUUGAGGUUCUUCAUGGGUCCCAAAACUUGCUUAGUGUUAUAUACUUAACUUCCUUCACUGAAGUAUCAAGCAAUUCUAACACACCGUUUAACAACUUUCUACCAUCAGUGCCUGCAUUUUAUUGAAGUUUGAUGUCUCUGGUACAAGGAAAUAGGGACAGCUGAACAAUUUCUGUGGGGGAAAAAAGGCUUCUGUAAUUAUUGUCAAUUCUAAGUUGUGAUGAAUAUAACUUUUCAUCUAUACAGUUCCUUACUCAUGGUCUCUAUUUAAAAUCAUAGGCUCUUUUAAGAUAUACUUUUAGUUGUGUCUUCACUGUAUGUUCACGAAUAAUAUAAUUUAGUGAAAAACUUUAGUACAUCAUAUGUAUGGUAACUGACAUCUGCAGAUUAUUAUCAAACCAAAUCAUAAGAAAUAAUAUCUUCAGAUCACAUGUUGACUUACAGAACAAUUUCAGGUUAUAGCAUGAUGUCUUUCUGCUUGACUUCAGUAUAUGAUCAUAAGCAAUUAUAUUGUGUCCAUACAGUUUACAGACUGUGAUUACCACAAAAUCUUGCAUCUGAUAUCUACCAUGAAGAUGAAAUAAUAUGCUAUGAAUUUCAGGCAUAGACAUACUAUCAGCAAUAGAAAGCCUUCAUCAUCUAGGUAUUUGGACAAAUCCAUUCACCGUCAACUAUCAGAUUGUUAACUGGGACACAUACCUCCCUCCUAAAUGCUUUCUUUUCGUCUUGUACUUGAUUGAAUGUGAUAGGAAAUCUGCUGAGUUGACUCUUCUGUGGGCCUGAGCAGAAACAUGCGUAAGCCAUCAGAAGGAAGUCUGCAUGGGAAGGAAACCUUACUUUCACUUGUAGGCAAUACUGCUGCGUAGUCACGGCAGACCCAAGCACAGCUUCUUUCCGAAAAAGCAAAGUCUCCUUAUGAAAUAUAUACAUCAGUGCCCAAACUCAGGUGUACCAGUGUAAAGCUAAGGGUUUGCCUACCCUUUUUCAUAUCAUUUUACAUAAGCAAGUUAGGAGACUACAGGGCUAUGAAAAUAAUUGUUUCCUUCACAGGAUUUGGAGCAAGUUCACGGGAGUACAUAGGACAGUCAAGCCCAGUGUAAACACUACCAAAGGAAAGGAAAGCCUUGCAGAAGCGUGUGCUUCGACCAACAGAGCAGCUUAAGUAUGCUCUGUGUUACAGCUUAAUGCACUCCAUAUUCAAAUCCCACUGUCAGUGGGAUUUAAGUUGCAAGUUUAUAUGUGAUUUCAUGGAACACAACCAAGUUCUACUUAAUACUUUAUGCAAUUUUUUUUCACUGAUGAAAAAUCAAUAUCCACAUCAAUGGGUGCCCAGCUGCGGAUCACCUCUCCUAAAAAGCGAUCUUGUCAGUAUUGAAGAAAUGUAGAACCAUAACUUUCACUACUAAUAUCAUUUUGCUCAACUACUUCUGUAUAUUGUGAAAAAGGGGCAGGGCUGGGGGGAUGUGUGUUUCCACAUUAUCUGAGAGGUGAAACUAUUUUUGUGUUGCUUUGCCCUAAUGGGUACUUCAAAUGAAACACCAUACAAUUUUAAAUAACAUGCAAUUAAUGAAUAUUUUUUACUCUCAUAACAUUAAAGGCAUUUGUUGUGAUUUUAAAGUGUUACAAGAUAAGAGAUUUUUGUGAUCGUGGGUAGACUUUUUAUACUUUGUUUUAUAGAUGGAUUUUUUUUCCACUGUAGUUUACUUGAGUGGACAAACAGUAUCCCAAAUCUCAAUGUGUUUCAUUUGAUAUUGUUAGAUCAUCAAAGAAAUUGGCAUAAAAUUGAUUCAUAGUAUUGUCAAAGAAUUGUGUAUUGUGUAUUCACUGGGAAAAAUAAAAAAUAUAUUCACAUUCCAAUUUUGUAAAAAAAAAAAAAAGCCAUUUAUGUAAACAAUUUUCUCUGUGGACAAACCAAAAAUAGAUCCUUGUGUCACUUUUAGAAUUCUGUGACUAUUUUGUGGCCCAAUAUUCAUAUUUCUUUUUUUCAAAUUUAAAUAUGGAUCAGAAGUGCUUGGUAAGAAAUAAUACGUAGUCAUGAUUAAAGACAGCAAUAAAAGCUGCAAGUAUUUGAAAUUAUAUAUCCUAGUUUGUCAGCACUACUUUCCACAUCUCUUGUUUCCCUCAC